ACGCUGCCUUUGGUGGUUUAGUGUUAAAACAGUAUCAUCGCCCAUUGCGAUCGGGUCGCUCUUCUUCAUUAGUUAAGUAAACGGUACUUUGGAACAAAAAACAAAAUGGAUGACGACGCGCAAAGAGUAGCAAUUUUAAGAAAAGCAUUCCAAAUGUUCGAUCCGUCCAACACUGGAUCGAUUGAAACGGCGAAGAUUAGCACGAUCUUGAACAGCAUGGGUCAAGUGUUCGAUCACAAAGAACUUUCCGAAAUGAUCAAGGAAAACGACCCUGAAAGUAGCGGAAGGGUGGAUUUUGAAGGAUUCAGCAUGAUUGCCACCCGCUUCCUUGAAGAAGACGACGCUGAAAGCACCCAACAGGAGCUCAAGGAAGCUUUCAGGUUAUACGACAAAGAAGGAAACGGAUAUAUCACAACAGCCACCCUUAAGGAAAUCUUGGCCGCCCUCGAUGACAAACUAACGGGAAGGGAACUUGAUGGUAUUAUUGCAGAAAUCGAUACUGAUGGAUCAGGAACUGUAGAUUUCGAUGAAUUCAUGGAAAUGAUGACUGGCGAUUAAACAAAACAAAACAAAACAAGGACACCAAAUACAGCAUAUCCUUUUUAUUUCAUUGUAUUUACUUGAACACCAUAUUAAAGACAAUUAAUUAAAUUAUUAUUAUUAUUAAAUGCUUGCAAGAACCAAUAAUUAUCUUUUAUAAACUACCUAUAGUAAAAAUAAAAAAAGCCAUUCUAAA
Messenger RNA from Agrilus planipennis (emerald ash borer), 736 nucleotides. RefSeq names its product troponin C-like. The coding region runs from base 106 to 558 and encodes 150 amino acids. The record is from RefSeq and is a predicted model, not a curated record. Lineage: Eukaryota; Metazoa; Arthropoda; Insecta; Coleoptera; Buprestidae. Gene Ontology annotation, molecular function: enzyme regulator activity; calcium ion binding. The transcript has 4 exons.